AUGGGUCGGCUUUCGAGAAUCAUGCUGACAUUUAGCUAUUGUGCAGGCUUCAAGAAAAAUGUCAACCGUGCGACUACGCAGGUUAUGAUGAAGACCGGUCAUGUGGAGCGGACAAAUGACCGGGAUUAUGAGAUCGAAGAACGGCGCUACCGGACCAUGGAGGCGGCCGCUAACCGACUGCAGAAGGAGGCAAAGGGAUAUUUAGAUUCUUUGCGAGCGAUGACUGCGUCGCAGAUGCGCAUCGCGGAGACAAUCGAUGCUUUUUACGGUGAUGCCGGGACAAAGGAUGGUGUGAGCCGGAGCUAUAAGCAAGCUGUGGAGGAUCUGGAUGCCGAGACUAUUAAGGCGCUGGAUGGACCAUACCGCACCACCGUCCUCGAUCCUAUCUCUCGCUUCUGUGCCUAUUUCCCCGACGUCAACGAAUGUAUCAAGAAGCGCAACCACAAGCUGCUUGACUACGAUGCUAUGCGCGCUAAGGUCAAGAAGCUCGUCGAGAAGCCCGACAAGGACGCUACCAAGUUGCCUCGUACUGAGCGCGAGGCCGAAAUUGCCAAGCAGGCCUACGAGCAGUUGAACGAGCAGCUUUUCAGUGAGCUGCCUCAGCUGAUCGAUCUCCGUGUCCCUUAUCUGGAUCCAAGCUUCGAGGCUCUUGUCAAGAUCCAGCUGCGCUUCUGUGCGGAGGCGUACUCUCGCAUGGCACAGGUGCAGCAGUAUCUGGAUGCCGAGACAAGAGAACAGUAUGCCCGCGGUGACCUUGAUAAUCGGGUAGAAGAGGUGCUCCAGGAGAUCCGUGAUUUAAGUAUUGCUGGUACUGUUUAA
This is a messenger RNA of Penicillium odoratum, 819 nucleotides long. Its product is annotated as amphiphysin-like protein RVS161. The record is from RefSeq and is a predicted model, not a curated record. NCBI's taxonomy places the organism in Eukaryota, Fungi, Ascomycota, Eurotiomycetes, Eurotiales, Aspergillaceae. Bases 1 to 819 code for a protein of 272 amino acids. Gene Ontology annotation, cellular component: medial cortex; actin cortical patch; mating projection tip. Gene Ontology annotation, biological process: plasma membrane tubulation; actin filament organization; actin cortical patch localization. The transcript is spliced from 5 exons. Gene Ontology annotation, molecular function: protein binding; lipid binding.